This is a messenger RNA of Vicia villosa (hairy vetch), 2375 nucleotides long. RefSeq lists its product as uncharacterized. Gene Ontology annotation, molecular function: protein binding. The transcript has 15 exons. The record is from RefSeq and is a predicted model, not a curated record. Lineage: Eukaryota; Viridiplantae; Streptophyta; Magnoliopsida; Fabales; Fabaceae. Bases 278 to 2191 code for a protein of 637 amino acids.
UAUCACGUGUCACGCACGUGACAAACACACAUGUGUAUCCACCACCGUUGUGUCCUAAAACCUCCACAUCUGGUAGAUCGCCGACUCGCCCAGACCAACAACACUACACCAACUCCCUCACCGGCGCAAUUCACCAACCGCACACUUUCCGAUACAACGCCGUAACCGUAAAACAAUACCUUACACUACUCCAUCACCGCUUCCGUUCCACUUCAAAAUCAAUUCUGAAUUGUAUCGAGUAUAAUCGAUAACAGUGUUAUCUCGCGCGUUGUAGAACAUGGAGAAGAUGCAUUACGCCGAGGAGUUAGUAAGAGAGUUUCUCGUGUUCCGAGGAUUCACCAACACUCUCGAAGCUUACGAAACGGAAUUACGCACCGACGUCGGAAAAGGCUUUCAGGUCGACAAAAUUCUUGACCUAAUCUUCUCGCUAUACGUUCCGAAGUUUCAGAUCGAUAAACUGGUAGCGCUUCUCGGUUUCUUCAAACACUAUCUAUCUUCGUCUUUCGAAACUACACUCGUUUCAACUUUCUCUAAGCUGGAAGCUUCUGUUUUACGAUUCUACGUCGUUCACGCUUUGCAAUCCAACCGGAGGGAUAAGGUUGUUGAGUUUUUCACUGUGCAUGGUCCUGAUUUGUUGCAGAGUUCUCAGGAGGAUUGGACUCAAUGGUUUGCAAUUCCUUAUGUGAAGAAUCCGCAAUUGGAUCCGGAAUUUCGAAUUUUCUUCUCCAAGGAGUGGUAUCAGGCCUUGCAUCUUUCUGUUAGAAACUUCUUUAGUGAGAUCUUCAAUGCUACUCGUCUACCUGCUCUACUGAAGAUUAGUUCAGAGAUGAAUGCUACCAACCUACUCAAAAGAGAUAUCACACAGCUAAAUAUUAAAUUGUCAGAACUUCAGGCUUUACUCAAUGAAAAAGAGACACAAUUAAGGCAGUUUAAAAGUAUGGAAGGAAGUAUUAGCUCAUCAAGCAAUUUGCAUGAAGAAAGUACUCAUAUGUCAAAGGAUUCUCCAGAGACUUUUCCACGAGAAGUUCAAACAGAUAUUGGCCAAGAUUUAGUUGUGGGUGAGCCUGGAAGUUUUCAGUCUGAGUUUGUUAGCUCUAAGUCUGGCGAUAAUUCAACUUUCUUAUUGAAUGAUGUUGGAAAUGGCAAGGCUGGCAAUACCACUUUAAAAGAAAACGAUGGGGAUGUGUCUAGGGAAGAAGACUUUGAUGAGGUCAAUGUAGAGCACCAGGAGACUUUUUUGGGGCACACCAGUCCAAUCAGCCGGUGCCGCUUCUCUGCAUCUGGAAACAAUAUUGCUAGUGCUUCUCUAGAUGGAACUGCCAGGAUAUGGACAUACGAUGCAUCAACUCCGGCGUCUAGAAAUGCAACCAUAUAUUGCGGCACUGAAAUUCUGUCACUUGACUGGGAAUGCAAAUCAGACCGCUUGCUUCUGAUAGGUACAUCUGAUGCGUGCAUUAAGGCAUGGAAUGUGGACGCAAAGAGAGUUGUUUGUGACCUUAACACAACUGAAGCAUUUCCAAGUGUAUUGGACAUAAAGUGCAGUCCUGUUGAACCUAUUUUUGUGUCCGCAGCAGCAUCUGGAGGGUCUAGUUCAAACUAUUUUGACAACCUGGGUUUUGCUUCACUCACUGUAUGGAACAUGAAGACAUGGAAGGCCAUGACAGUUCUUCCUCUUGGAGAAGAUCCACCCGCAAUUACUUCUCUAUGUUUCAAUCAUAACGGGAAGAUUUUAGCAGCUUCUGCUAUUGAUGGAAUGAUUCACAUGUUCGACAUGUCCGCUGGUCUACAAAUCACUGGCUGGCCUGCACAUGAUUCUUCCAUCAGUUCUAUUCUUUUUGGACCGGAUGAGACUAGCAUUUUUAGCUUCGGCUCGGAUGGAAAGAUUUUUGAGUGGAGCUUGCAAAACCAAGGUCAAAUCUUGUGGUCGAGAGACUGUAGUAGGUUUUGUUACCCCGUUAAUGAUUCAAAUUAUUAUAGACGUGAUAUGGCAUUAGAUGCAAAUGGGAGGAGACUCUUGGUAACAUCCAGUUCAGUUAUAGCACCCAUAUAUCAGGUUCAGGAUCAUUUGACUGGUUGGAGAACACUUUCUCACGGUGCUCCUAUUACUGCUGUAGAUUGGCAUCCGACUUUGCCCAUUUUCUUGACUGGAUCAGCUGAUAACUCUGUCCGAGUAACAUCUUUACUAUCAUAGUGCCCCUUUGUUAUCUUGGAUUUUUUCAUUCUUUCUUUGGUGAGAGUUUAAAUAGGUUCUAUUGGAUUUUUAUGUUGUAAUUUAUUGGCCUCUCUCUCAUUAUAAUGUAUAUUGCAACUGACUCUGUAAAUUCUGUAUCUCCAGGUAGGAUGUAUAUUCAUGCAAUUUGCUUGUUUGUUUUAUA